AAGUUUCUUUCCCUUCUGAGUUCUCAGUCGGUCACUCUGAUUGAGUUGGAAUUGAGAAGAGAAGAACGAUUCAACGAACCCUAAGUGAAAUCAAGUCAGUGAAUAAUCAUUCAUUCUUCUUUUAUCAGGUUUGAAUUGGUACAAGUUGCAUUGGAGUUUUUUCUUCUGCAAUGGCUAAAGCUGAAUUAGCUUUUACAAAUAAUGCUGUGCACAAGCUACAGCUUGCACUUCUUGAGGGUAUAAACGAUGAGAACAAACUGUUUGCAGCUGGGUCUUUGAUUUCUAAAAGGGAUUAUGAAGAUGUUGUUACUGAAAGGUCGAUUUCUAAUGUAUGUGGUUAUCCUCUUUGUAAGAAUUCGUUGCCAUUAGAGCGGCCAAGGAAAGGGCGGUAUAGGAUUUCGUUGAAAGAGCAUAAGGUUUAUGACCUACAAGAGACGUAUAUGUAUUGUUCUUCUGAAUGUGUUGUUAACAGUUUAGCUUUUGGGGGUAGUUUGCAAGAUGAGAGAUGCCCAGUAGUGAAUUCGUCGAAGGUUAAUGAGGUUUUGAAGUUGUUUGAGGAUUUGAGUUUGGAAGAAGAGGGUUUGGGGAAGAAGAAUGGUGAUUUGGGAUUAUCUGAGUUGAGGAUUCAGGAAAAAAUGGAUGCCAAGGUUGGGGAAGGGGUGUCGUUGGAUGAUUGGGUUGGUGGUCCGUCAAAUGCAAUUGAAGGGUAUGUUCCCAAAAGUGACUCAUCUUUGAAGCUUCCAGAGAAAGGAGAAGGGUUGAAGGCUAAAAGUGCUAAGCCAAAGAAAGGGAAAGGCAAGGCAGUGAAUGAGAUGGAAUUUACGAGUAGUAUUAUCAUGGGGGAUCAACUUGGCAUUCCUAACAAGUCUUCUGCUGUUAAGAGUUGUUCUAAAACAAUGUUAGAGGAGGAGUCGAAAGUAAAAUUGAACAAUUCAAUUGUCAUAAGUCAGGAUGAAAUUCCUGAAGUAUCUUACUAUGCGUCCAAAAGUGGUUCAGAUGUGAAUGUUACUGAUUUAGAAGAAGAAGAGCUGUGUGCUGGAAUAGAUGCUCUGUUACAAGAAACUGCAUUGAAAUCCUCCUUGAAGUCUUCGGGUUCAAAAAAAUUGACUCGCAAUGUUACAUGGGCUGAUGAAAAAGAAACUGAUACUGGUAAUGAGAGCCAUGGCAACCUUUGUGAUGUUCAAGAGAUGGGUGACUCGCAAGGUAGCGCUGAAAGCUCAGGUAGUCAGACAGUGGAGGAUAUGGACAGUGCCGUACGUUUAGCAUCAGCAGAGGCAUGUGCAAAUGCUUUGAAACAAGCAGCUGUAGUUGUGGCUUGUGGUGAAUCUGAUGCCAGUCAUGCUGUAUCUGAAGCUGGGAUCAUUAUCUUGCCACAGCACAUGUAUGGAGGAGACACCGAGAUGGUUGAGGAUGGCCUCGAACCAGAAUCAGCACCUCUAAAAUGGCCAACAAAGCCUGGUGUUUUUGAUCUUGAGCUAUUUGAUCCUGAGAACUCAUGGUUUGAACCUCAACCCGAGGGCUUUAACUUAAGUUUAUCACCAUUUGCGACAAUGUAUAUGGCACUUUUUGGAUGGGUAACAUCUUCUUCUGUGGCUUAUAUCUAUGGGCGCGACGAAGAUUCUCAAGAAGAGUUUUUAUCCAUUAAUGGGAGAUCAUAUCCUUACAAGAUUGUCUUGAGUGAUGGGCGCUCUUCUGAAAUUAAGCACACACUGUCUGGUUGUCUUGCCCGAGCAUUGCCAGGACUUGUUAUGGAUUUAAGGCUGCCGACUCCAGUAUCCUUCCUGGAGCAAGGAAUGUCCCGCUUGAUAGAGACUAUGUCGUUCAUCGAUGCACUUCCAUCCUUCGGAAUGAAACAGUGGCACCUGAUUGUUCUUUUGUUUAUGGAUGCUCUCUCGGUGUGUCAAAUUCCAGGACUCUCAGCACAUAUGACAGGUACGAGGAUGUUAACACGCAAGGUUCUGGAUGGUGCCCAGAUAAGUAGUGAAGAGUACGAGCUUUUGAAGGAUCAUAUUCUUCCACUUGGUAGGCUACCCCAGUUCUCUACACAAAGUGGAGCUUGACUGGAUAUGAAUUCUAUCAUGAAUCCAUUCUGGGCAUUGGUUCUUCGCGUUGUUAACCAGAUACUGAAGCUAGACGUGAAAAAAACAUGGGAGUUGUUUCAUAUCAAGCAAACUUCGUAAUUAGAGAGAAAUUGAAGGCUACUAAGGGAUCAAAAUUUUGUUUUUACUUUGUUAUUAUUGGAACUUUAGGAGCUUUUGCAAAUGUUUCUCAGAACAUAUUGUUUGAAUAUAUGUUAGCAACUUCAGUCCCCAGUUGACAUUGUAUAAGUUCUAGAGAAAAACGAAACGAAUCUAAAAGCCACGAGUAAAAUGGAUAAUUGUGGUUUAAGCAGUAUAUCAAUAGAUAAAAACUGAAGCUGUUCUGGA
This is a messenger RNA of Papaver somniferum (opium poppy), 2426 nucleotides long. Its product is annotated as putative RNA polymerase II subunit B1 CTD phosphatase RPAP2 homolog. NCBI's taxonomy places the organism in Eukaryota, Viridiplantae, Streptophyta, Magnoliopsida, Ranunculales, Papaveraceae. Gene Ontology annotation, cellular component: cytoplasm; nucleus. The transcript has 2 exons. The record is from RefSeq and is a predicted model, not a curated record. Gene Ontology annotation, molecular function: RNA polymerase core enzyme binding; RNA polymerase II CTD heptapeptide repeat phosphatase activity. The coding region runs from base 171 to 2060 and encodes 629 amino acids.